AUGUCCAAGAUUCUGAUUUUAACGGGAUUAAUUGCCGUUGCAACGGCAAUCGAGUCCGAUGGAAGGUUCGGAGCCGCACCAGCGGCCUUCGGCUUCGAUUCGACGGACGCGUUAACGCCGGAGAUUGCGGGUUGUUUGAAGAACAGUGGAUAUUCCGCGGCGUUUUUCCGAAUCUUCUCUGAUGGUCAUGGUGAUAUGAGAGGAGUGGAGAAUGCAGUGAAGGCCAGUGAAGGUGAGUUUUAGAGUAAAAAAAAACCAAAAAAGAUCAAGAAAUAUCAUUUUGAAAAUUAAAUUUUUUUAAACAUUUUCGUGAAAAAGCAUGUUUGACUUUGAAGGGUCAUAACUCAACGUAGGAUUGAUCAUUUUUAAUGAUCUUUUUUUUAAACAAUGUGGCAACUACUAAGGAAUAAAAUGAGCUAUUGCUCAUAAAAAUUGAACCAUCCUAUAAAAAGUUAUAAGCAUUUUACAUCCGCGAACUUAGCUGAACCACCCUGUACAUCAUUAUUUUCAGCCGGUAUAAAACUCGAAUUUUUCGUCACUCCUCGGGCUGUUAGAGGAGAUGCAAAGCGUCAACUCGACCUCCUGGCUGAUUUUGCGAACCAACAAAAGAUCGGGUUGAAGAGAGUCUGGCUUCAGGUCACUUCUCCACACAAUUGGCAAAGGAUUUGGGGACAUAACGUGGAGUUUAUCAAUGAUUUCAUCACUGCUGGAAAGGUAAGCCAAAAAAGUGUUCUUCUUUGUCAUGUUACAAAAAAAAGUUUGUUCACAUUUGGCCGAAAUUUGGGCAAAGGUUUGUUUAGGUCAUAUCAGUCUGUCGGGAAAAUAAUGAGCACUCUGUCGGAUCGAAAAUCGCAUCGCCAUUGAGGAAUUGAAUUGUAUCGCUGAAAAAUCAAAUUUCUUUUCACUACAGUGAAGCUACAGUGAGGGACCGGGUCCAAUGGCAAAAAACGUCUCAUUUUGCAUCCCGGUAGGGCCCAAAAUGUCUCCAAACCCUUCCCUUCUCUAACAAUAAGCUAAAAUCCCCGCUUUGAAGAGCCCGCCUUGAAGGAAAGGGCGCGCUUUUCAAAGCGGAGUUUUUUAGCCUAGAGAAGGGAAGGGUUUGGAGUCAUUUUGGUCCCUUCCGGGAUGCAAAAUGAGACGUUUUUUGCUAUUGGUUCAAGUCCCUCACUGUAUCGGCGCAGCGACAUUGAGCUCAUUAUUCUUCCGACCGAGUGAGAGAUCACGACGUUUUCGAAUGCCUAUGCGAGUGAAAUAUUUUGAGAAAGUGUGUAGACAUUUGUAUCGCCAUUUUUUCGCUUGAAGUUUUGCGAUGUGAAAUUGGGGUAUCGCAAUGUUCCUUCAACGAUCUUUGCCGACGAGAGAGUAUGAAAAAUUAGGGGAGCUAUUUUAAGACUAAAAGUCUCGCAUAUGCCUUAUUAUCAGCUUGUCGGGAAAAUAAUAAGCACUUUGUUGUAUAAAAAAUCGAUCAGCGCCGAGGAAGUGAAUUGCAUCGCGGCGAACGCAAAUUUCUUCUCACUCCAGCAACCCAAUCGGCGCAGCGACAUUGUGUUCAUUAUUUUCCCGACAGACUGAUCAUUUGACAGAAAUCUUUUUUUUUUUCUUUUAUACCGCUCUCUUCAUUUUCCGUACUCCAUUGGCCGCAAAGACAUCUGAACUGCCAAGGGCCCUGAAAACCGCCUGAGGCGUCUUCACCUCUGACUUUCCCAAAACAAAAAAUUUCAGGCCAGAGGAAUCAAAGUCGGCCUUUUCACCAACUGGUACGACUACGAAGACAUUACCGACCACUCUCGUCAAGUUCAAGCUGCCGAGAUCUGGUAUUGGCAUGCCAUUUCUGAAGGCCCGAAUGGCGAAACUUCCAAGGAUUUCCGCGAUUUCCGACCCUUUGGCCCAUUCAAAGGCUGGCCAUUGGCCAAACAAUACGGCGUUGAGGAGAAGAUUUGCAAUUACAAUGCCAAUGUCAAUGUUUUCCCGGCGUCAUCGAUGAAUUCGAAUGGGGAUAACAGUAUUCCAAUCGGGGAGGGCGCGGCUUUUGUCAAGAGCAAUUGA
This is a messenger RNA of Bursaphelenchus xylophilus (pine wood nematode), 2046 nucleotides long. NCBI's taxonomy places the organism in Eukaryota, Metazoa, Nematoda, Chromadorea, Rhabditida, Aphelenchoididae. The record is from the annotation of a GenBank genome assembly.